Dromaius novaehollandiae (emu) is the source of this 2729-nucleotide messenger RNA. It is a transcript of the gene GUCA1B, whose product is annotated as guanylate cyclase activator 1B. The record is from RefSeq and is a predicted model, not a curated record. Gene Ontology annotation, molecular function: calcium sensitive guanylate cyclase activator activity; calcium ion binding. Gene Ontology annotation, biological process: visual perception. Gene Ontology annotation, cellular component: cone photoreceptor outer segment; photoreceptor inner segment. Bases 298 to 894 code for a protein of 198 amino acids. The transcript has 4 exons. NCBI's taxonomy places the organism in Eukaryota, Metazoa, Chordata, Aves, Casuariiformes, Dromaiidae.
CACGUUGCCCUGCCUUAACCAAGGGAAGCACUCUAGGAUCACCAAGUGAGCUUACAAAACUGUAGAGGUGAGUAGAGCCUGUCGGAGAGGAGGAAGAAUAAAGCAAAGGACAAAAAGUAAAGCAAAGUAGCAGGACACGACAUCAACACCAGAGAAACAAAGACAAGAAACUGCAGGAGAAGGAAGAACAAGGAGAAAGCAACUAAAGUCAAUAAAAGGACGGUACCAGCAAAGGACUUUGAAUUUUCUUUUUUGUUCCUUUUCCUUUCUUCUUUCUCUUCUGCUUUACGGAACAAAAUGGGACAGCAGUUCACCAAUGCUGAAGGGGAACAAGCAGAAAUUGAUGUUGCUGAAUUGCAGGAAUGGUACAAGAAAUUUGUGGUGGAAUGUCCCAGUGGGACCCUCUUCAUGCAUGAAUUCAAGCGCUUCUUUGGAGUCCAGGACAAUCACGAAGCUGCCGAGUAUAUUGAAAACAUGUUCAGAGCUUUUGAUAAAAAUGGGGAUAACACCAUUGACUUUCUAGAAUAUGUGGCUGCUUUAAACCUUGUUCUACGAGGAAAACUGGAACAUAAGCUGAGGUGGACAUUCAAAGUAUAUGACAAGGACGGGAACGGCUGCAUAGAUAAACCUGAGCUACUAGAAAUUGUUGAGUCUAUCUACAAGCUGAAGAAAGUGUGUCGGUCUGAAGUGGAGGAGAGGACUCCAUUGCUCACACCAGAGGAGGUUGUGGACAGGAUAUUUCAGUUAGUGGAUGAGAAUGGGGAUGGGCAGUUGUCUCUUGAUGAAUUCAUUGAUGGAGCCAGGAAAGACAAGUGGGUGAUGAAGAUGUUGCAAAUGGAUGUAAACCCUGGGGGAUGGAUCUCGGAGCAGAGGAGGAGGAGUGUUUUGUAUUAAGAGAGUUCAAUUUUGAUAUGACUGAAAAUGUGAUGCUGACGACAGCUGUGGCUCUUUUACUCCGGGGAGUGGUGGCUUUCACUUUUAAUACAGUCUCAGCAUCCAGGUGAAGACUUCCAGAAGUUUGAGGGCAUAUCUGAAUCUAAAGCCUGCAUGCUGCAUACAGCAAGGACUGCUGGUACCCAGAGACAUUGUUGGUCCAUUAAUAAGUCCUUUUGUGUACACAAUACCCUGUUUGCCAGCUCUGGUUUUUGGUUACGCCCUAAGGAACAAACUUUUUGUGGCUUCCUGCAGUGGUUCUCUGGGAGUGUUUCUUAGUCUGGUGACAGAAGGGAUCAGGCAGGGAGAAUUCCUGAUGUUGUGGUACAACUUUCAGUGCAGGUUAGUGUGUCUCUGCCUCUGUUGUUACUGCCCACAGAGAUGUGAACAUAUCAAACAAAAACAACAACAAAAGAGGUACUCUGAUGGUGGAUGCUAUACGUUCAGGAAAUCUGUUACAAUUCAUAGUGAGUGCAUACAAUUGGUUCUAAUAGAUUAUAUUACUUCUAACAAAAUUAAUGAAUGCCAACAUAUCACUGCCAGAAAUAAAGAUUAUAAGAGGUAGCCAAGUCUGUGUACAAAGUUGAGGAAAACAUUGUACAGGCUGGGCAGGUGCAGUAUUCACUUUGCAUCUCCCUCCUGUGGACCACACUUUGCUGCUCGCACCAGUUUGUGAGGUUCUGGGGGGCUGGGAAAGGGGUAUUUCCAAACACUGCAGCAGUAAAAAUUGUACCUCUUCCCAGCAGCCAGUUUAGCACAACUGUGGUUCUGCCUCUUUCUGAGCCCCUGUUUCUUACUGAAUCAUUGUUUUAGGACAGUUUUCUCUGCCCCAUAGAGCUAGUCUGAGCUCACUCAGUCUUUGGGACUUUCGCUGCAUUGGAAGAAGUUGGGUGCGAUGAGAGGCAAAGGGAAAGCAGAAUUUUGCAUGGGAAUUGUUGCUCUGGUUGGACUGGUUUAGCCCUGGUUUAUCAGCAGGACCAGCAGAAUGGUGCAGGUGACACAAAUUCGGUUGAGUAAUAUAACAGUACAGUGGUUUUACACUGUGCUUACUGAUCCAGCCGCAGACUACAGAUAUAAUGUGCACAGCCUGUAGGAUGAGCUUUGCUAUUCUUACGACUAACUCAUGUAUGUGUGUGUAUGUAUAUAUGUGUGUGGAAAGAGAAUUUGAAUUGAACCAAAGCAUUGGUUCAACCUUAUUGGAUUUAUUGAUUGUUUUUUUGCAAGGAAAAUCUCACCAGGAAAAUGAAUUUUCCCACAAGGAAAUUGGUCAAAUUCCAUACACGGAGAAAUUUGCAAUUCCUUUUCCUUUUUGUUUUUUUAUUUUUUGGCCUUUAAGUAUGAUGGUGGUAUUCUUCAUUAGCUUACCAGUUUGCAGCCUUGUCAAUUUACCUGACUUUUAAAUUCAGGAACAUGAGGAUGUAGUCAGAAAAAGACAAUCAGUGCUAGAGUUCUAAUGUUUAUCAGCCAAAGAUCUGAAAGAAUCUGGCUUCUAACUUCCAUGAGGACCCUGAAGGAAAGGUUUGCAUUGCUGAAAGUCAUGGACAAAUGUUCAUGAGAAGUUAUCUUUUUAAUUCCUCAAAUUCUGGGAUAUCAACCACCAUAACCCAUUUUGCUUUUGCUUCUCUCUCAAUUCUUAAUUUGUAAGGACAUGUUUACUUAAGUAAAACUGCACUAUGUACCUAUAAAUGCUUUAAACUUUCUUAUUCCAUUCACCUAGCAAGAUCAGACACCUAAGGAGUGAUUUGGCAUCCCCCCACAAGCAGUCCUCUGCCGGGGUGGUACAGGGCAUCCCAGCA